AUGGCUAUCGUCCGUUAUUGUGCAAUCGGGCUUGGUCUUAUGGGAUAUCCCGAUAGUCGGGCCAGUAGUAGUACCAACCUUCCAAACAGUCAAACUGUUGUUAUCCAGGUCAAUGGAAUGGGUUUGAUCUUUGAGAAGCUUUCCAGGCAGCAUCACCUAAAGCUUUUGAUUGCCGCUCUAGAUGAGGAUGUCAAUCCUAAACCUCGUUGUCCCCAGACCCGACCACCGACAAGAGUUUACAAGGAAGGAGCAUCGGAACACUUCUUGAGAGUUGGGCGGGAUGAACUAGGUAUGCUUCGCAUUUUGGAAAUGGCCGAAGAGGAGUUAGCGAUGGAGCAGGAUCAUGAGAACGUGGUUGGAGGUUUGGGAGAGUUUCCCAAGGCGGAAUGGAGAGAAGACUUGCGUAAGCGACCGUUUCCAUCUAUCCAUUGUCCCGUUGCUCGCUGUUGUUACUAA
Messenger RNA from Fusarium venenatum, 456 nucleotides. Lineage: Eukaryota; Fungi; Ascomycota; Sordariomycetes; Hypocreales; Nectriaceae. The record is from RefSeq and is a predicted model, not a curated record.